UACACGCACAUCGAAAUUAAUUAACACAGCCACAUCCAUCUAAACGCUUCGCGACACACCUCGUCUAGUUUCAACCGCUGCAAUUGUUAUAGCUAAUUUUUGGCAACUCCGUAGUAGCCUUGCCAGAUCCUUGUGAAAAUGCUGCUAAGUCGACAAUAUCAGCUGCUCGAAAGGCCGCGUCGCGCUUCUGCGACGCUGCCGGUGCCUUCAUGGCAACAUCGGACUGCUGCUCCGACUGGGCCGCCCAGAGCGCCGCCCCUUCGCAGCCUCAGCCCCACCUCCUCCUUCGACGCCGACACCAACCCCCCGCCGUACGACACCUCUACCUCCACCUCCGCCCCUGCUGCCGCCACCCGCCCCCACCCGCCCCCUCCCGCCGGCCCCUCCGACCGCUGCUUCGCGCUGGAGACCAUGAGCGAGGACGGGCAGUCCUGGGUGCUUGGCGAGCUGGGGUCCAAGCUGGUGGGGCUGCGUCACACCACCCCUCGGGCCGCCUGCCGUACCACCCGCCUGCUGGGGUACCACGGCAACCUGGGGGAGGGGGACAAGGCGCUCAGAUGCGACGAGUUGGAUCUGGAUCUGGGCUGGGAGGCCACCUGCCGGGGCGCGGAGGGCAGCACCUUCACCGGGCAGGCAAAGGUGACCCUGGCCAGUCGCGACAAGGACGUGGUGGGAGUGGCGGUGCGUGUGGACCCCGCCUGCCUGCAGCAGCUGCCGGAGGGGGGGCGGGGGGCGCUGCAGGAUGUGGUGUACGCGGUUGAGUCGCUGGACACGGCCAUCAUGGAGCAGCUCAACGACUUCCUGUGGUCCAUGGAGGAGCACAACGAGCGCCGUCGACCCGCGGAGGAGGAGGAGGAGGAGGGGUGGAGCGGGGGUGGAGGCGGGCAGGAGGAGGAGGAGGCCAGCCGGGCAGCUUAGGGUGUUUCUUUUUUAUGUUAUAUGACUGGUGCUGCUGCUGCUGCUGAUGGCUCUGCUGUUCUGUUGCUGGCGCCGCCGGGGCUUCAGUGGCCAGCGGCGGUGGCGGGGGGCUUGCAAGCCGGCUGCCGGAUGCUUGCAAGAUGACGCUGAGUAGCGAGCCGUGGUGCCACAAGAGGCGCACAGUGCACAUGCGCUUUGCUGGCAGGCUAUAGACGAGUGAGCGUCCGCUUACUGGAACGAUACGCAUAGUACAGAGCUGUUUGCAUGCUGCACAACAUGAGGGGUGCAUCAGGGUGCCGCAGGAGGUGGUGCGUGAUGCAGCAGGUGGCCGUACAAGCCUUGCGGGUGCGGGUGUGAGCACCCGUACGAAGUAAGGAGGGGUUGAGUCGCCGAUGUUGGCUGUGUUUCACUCGUCAACAGCGGGGGCCUCACCCCUACACAGCAGGUCUUUUGCAUUGAAGCACAUAAGGCCACAGCUCUGCGGUACCGUUAUUGUUGAAUAUUCGUGUGCCACGGCGCUACGUUGUUAGAGCUCACUUCACUCUUGAGAUUGAGGCAGACCCGUGGUUCAUUGCUUGACGUUGAUAGGCACUGUUCGUUGAAAUGCGCUCUGCUGAAAUUUUGGGCGCGUUUGGGGCGGGGAGGGGUCGCUGCUGCCAUACUGCAUGGUUGGAGGUGGAAGCUGUAGAGCGACACAAUUCACCCUGUCGGUGGAAUGCAUGGCCAGGCUACAUAAGGC
This is a messenger RNA of Astrephomene gubernaculifera, 1657 nucleotides long. The record is from the annotation of a GenBank genome assembly. NCBI's taxonomy places the organism in Eukaryota, Viridiplantae, Chlorophyta, Chlorophyceae, Chlamydomonadales, Astrephomenaceae.